AUGUCGCAACGCCGCCAGCCCGAUAAUAAGGCGCCCCAGGACGUUGUGUUGCCUACCCCUUUUCUCCGCCGCGUCAGGAAUCACCAACUCUCUUCACCGGCCCAGGCUCGAGAUAAACCCAUUCAGCCGGAACCUCCCUCAGCAAACGGCCGGUGCACCCACUCCAGGAAUGGUUGCAAGACAAAAUGCGCCUUCGAGGCCGAGUUGGCUAGUUUCCGGUCUAUUACGGAUUCCGAGAGACACGGACUCUAUGAAUCUGUUUUCAAGGCUUUCGACGCCUUGUUAAGGGCCACCUCGCCUAGAAGGAAUCAGGCCGCUGGCCCCAAAUCACUAUUAGCCAUGUGCCUCCGAAAGGUUCCGGCUUACAUUGCAGGACUCGAAGAAUGGGAGAGGCGGGAGUCCGAGGAAAAUGGCACGAAAUCGGGCGUUCGAGGCGCCGGAGUGUCAUUCGAAAUCUAUUCGGAGCUGGAAUCGCUCGGCGCGGUGGAUGGGUGGAACCACCUAUGUUUGCUUCUGCGGGCUCAUGCCGUUGAAAUGAUCCAAGAUGCCGCAACUGAAGAUUUGCUGGAAGAUCCGGUGACAGGUCUGCUCAUACGGCUGUGCCUCGAGUACAUGCCACCAACGGAAUUCACUGGGCUCAUCGACACCUUCGUGAUCCGCCAGUACCCGAAGCCCUCCUCCGCCGACGAGGACCUCUUCGCUUCUCCCGCCCUUCAACCGCUCAGGACACUCAGGAGUUGUGACCCUUCAGGGAUUUCUACCUUACCCAGGAUAUUAGCCAAACUCCUUGCCGACGACUUGCUCCCGGCCAGCUGGGUAUUGAACAAGAGCUUUAUCGCUCUGUGGCCCGAAGCGGUUCGCCAUAUCACUCACACGAAGUCUUGCCAGAACACCCUAGACUUCGUCGUCGUCACCCUCGAGCUGCUUUGCACCCUUGCCUCGCCCAGGAAGCCGCGUGGCGUACCGCAAACACGGCUCCGUGGAAAAUCACAAACCACUCUAAUCAGCACCAUUGCCGCGCUCGGGUCUGUCAUCCUCCUCGGCGUGGAGGGAUGCAUCCAAACCCCUGAGACCGCCUCGUUCACCCGCGCCGCCACCCUCCGCCGCAGAAUAACAAACAUCACCACAGCCUGCUCAGCAAACCUCAAAAACCGCAAAACCCCCUCCCGCAAACUCGGCACCUACAUCCUCGCCCUCUGCGCCUUCCUCUCCACCUCUGACCCUCCCUCCACCCCCUCUCCCUCCGCACCAACCAUCGAAGCCGCCUGGAAGAACGUGCAGACCUGCCGCGGCAACCCGGCGCUCCUCCUGCAGUACGACGCCACUACCGCGCUCAUGAGCACCAUGGCCUGGCACUGCAGCCGCGGCACCGGCCUGCCGCCGCACUUUUAUCUGGCGCAGUUCUGCGACCGCCUGGAGGCGCUGGCCCUCCCGCCCGGCGCUCUCGCCAACAUGCGCGUCGACGGCGCGUUUCGUCUGGCAGAGAACACGGGCGAUCUGAGGGAUUUGGAGGUUGCGGAGGGGUUGUUGAGGGCGAGGCAGGCCGAGGCGGCGGUGGGCGGGUGUGUUACUCCGGGAAGAGGGGGUGGUUGGGUGGGGGUUGAGCAGAAGGGCAAGGGGAAGGUGGCGUCGUUCUCGGGGGUGCGUUGGGAUGAUGGGAUCAGCGAGUGGGUUGCUGCUACGCCGGGGACGGAGGUCCGUCCGGCUGGUGGCGAGAGGCGGUUGAGGUCGAGCGGGGUGGCACUGAGCGAGGAUGAGGCGGCCGAGGGGGACACGGGCGAUGACGCUUCAGAACCAGAAUCAGACAUGGAAGCUGACGAGGACGAUGUCGACGUCGAACUCGUAUCGUCACCCGAAGGCGACGAAACCGACCGAUCCGUUUCCAUGUCUGAAACAGACCACGACGAUGCCGCGCCAUCGCCCAACACCGAAACAUCACUUAUUCAAACAUGGACGCACCCCACCCACAUCCCGACGACACCAACACCAGCAACCGCAACGAUAACGCCGCCGGCAAGAUGCUCCCCCCCACCCCGUCCCGCACCCCCCACUCCCGCAGGCGGCUUCCUCGCCGCCCGCCCGCGCCGCCUCUUGCUCACCCGCCCCUUGUCGCGCGCAGGCGAUGAGCUGGCGUUUGACAACGGCACUGGGGAGAAGAGGGAGGAUGGGGAAGGGGGGAGUGGUGGAAAUGGGAGUGGGAGUAACUGGCUCAGGAGGAAGAAGCCCGCGCGGUUCCGCCCACAGGCUACUGCUGGUGGUCGCGGUGGUGCUGUUGCGGGUACUACUGUGACUACUGCGGCAGCGGCGGUGGUGAGGAAGAGGGUGGCGAGGGCGUCGUUGGUGUAUUUGCAGCCUGUUCGGGCGGGACAGAGGCGGAGGUCGGAGGGGUGGGGGGUUGGUGGGGAGGAGGGGGAGGGGAGUGAUGAUGAGUUGAGUCUGCUUUGA
Molecule: messenger RNA, 2445 nt
Organism: Chaetomium globosum CBS 148.51
Lineage: Eukaryota; Fungi; Ascomycota; Sordariomycetes; Sordariales; Chaetomiaceae
Exons: 3
Coding region: 1-2445 (814 amino acids)
Source: RefSeq, a predicted model, not a curated record